Molecule: messenger RNA, 1380 nt
Organism: Lathyrus sativus (Indian pea)
Lineage: Eukaryota; Viridiplantae; Streptophyta; Magnoliopsida; Fabales; Fabaceae
Source: the annotation of a GenBank genome assembly
AUGGAGAAUCACAAGAAAACAUCCUCAAAAAAUAACAAAGGAUACUAUGUUAAAAUGAAACUCAUGCACAAACAUGGUAGACCUCAACAGGAAAAAAACAACUCUUUCCAUAGAUAUUUCAAAUGGAUUCUUUGGCUUUCUCUUUCUCUCUAUUUCUUCACUUCUUACCUCAUCAGCAACAACAGCAACAAUCACCACAAUCACAAACCAACUCACAUCAUAAAAUCUCUUUCUCAAUCCUUUUCCUUCAACAAAACAACAUCACCACCACAACAAUCUCAUAACAUAAAUAUAAAAAAUCUGAAGAUAUUCAUCUACGAUCUUCCUCCAAACUACAACACAAACUGGCUUGCGAACGAACGAUGCAAAACUCAUUUGUUUGCUUCAGAAGUUGCUAUUCACAGAGCUUUAUUAACAAGCGAUGUUCGAACUUUUGACCCUUACGACGCUGACUUUUUCUUCGUACCCGUUUACGUUUCUUGUAACUUCAGCACCGUUAAUGGUUUCCCCGCGAUUGGUCACGCGCGUUCGUUGAUUUCUUCCGCAGUUCAUCUCAUCUCCUCUGAUUACCCUUUCUGGAACCGAAGCAGAGGUUCCGACCAUGUUUUCGUAGCUUCGCAUGAUUUCGGUUCUUGUUUCCAUACUCUGGAGGACGUGGCGAUUAAAGAUGGGGUACCUGAAAUCAUGAAGAAAUCGAUUGUGUUACAAACGUUUGGCGUUACCUAUGAUCAUCCUUGUCAGAAGGUUGAACAUGUCGUGAUACCACCCUUUGUUUCUCCGGGAAGCAUACAUAACACGAUGAAGAAUUUUCCGGUGAACGGACGGCGAGAUAUUUGGGUUUUCUUCCGGGGUAAAAUGGAGGUUCAUCCAAAGAACGUCAGUGGAAGAUUUUACAGCAAGAAAGUGAGAACAGUGAUAUGGAAAAAGUUCAACGGUGACCGGAGGUUUUACCUUCAGCGGCGUAGAUUUGCCGGUUACCAGUCAGAGAUUGCUCGUUCGGUAUUUUGUCUCUGUCCCUUGGGGUGGGCCCCAUGGAGUCCAAGGUUAGUUGAGUCUGUUGCUUUGGGCUGUGUUCCGGUUAUUAUAGCGGAUGGUAUCCGGUUACCGUUUCCCUCCGCUGUGAAGUGGUCGGAGAUUUCUGUUACGGUGGCGGAAAGGGAUGUUUGGAGGCUGGCUGAGAUAUUGGAAAAUGUGGCGGCGAGUAAUCUUAGCUCGAUUCAGAGGAACCUGUGGGACCCACAUACAAGGAAAGCACUGCUUUUUAAUAGUAGGGUCCAGGAAGGGGAUGCCACGUGGCAGGUCCUACAUUCUUUGAGUGAGAAGCUGGGUAGGUCUUAUAGGAGCUCGAGGGUUUCACGCCAAUUAGAUUUUGACACGUAA